Messenger RNA from Lolium perenne, 1784 nucleotides. RefSeq lists its product as uncharacterized. NCBI's taxonomy places the organism in Eukaryota, Viridiplantae, Streptophyta, Magnoliopsida, Poales, Poaceae. The record is from RefSeq and is a predicted model, not a curated record. Gene Ontology annotation, molecular function: DNA-binding transcription factor activity; minor groove of adenine-thymine-rich DNA binding. Gene Ontology annotation, cellular component: nucleus.
CCUCCUCUCAAACCCUCUCCUCCCUUUCUCCGGCCUCUUCCCCUUCUCCUGUGCCUCUUCAUAGCUUGCCUGCCUUUCUCUCUUCUUCCCCUCCCAGCCAUCCCCAUAUCACACAGUCCCGCUCUCUGUUGGUGCUCUCUUCUCUCAUCUCCUCUCCUCUCCUCCAUGCAAGCACUAUCUUGCUCCUUUUUUUAGUUUCUUCCCUGUUUGCUUCUUUGUGGAUCCAGGUUUUUAAAAAACAAGCAGGAGCAUAAACAAGUGCAAAGCUUUAAAAAUCAUUGCUUCCUUUUCCAAGGUUUCCUUUUAAACCUAAAAACAAGACACCACUCUGUUUCAAUCUCGAUUUUUUCCUGUAUUUUUUCCCUGCUUUUUCGGAGUUCUGAAUUUUCUGCUGCCUAGCUAGAGUACAUCAGUACAUGAGCUAGCGGAGAAGCAUGGCAGGACUCGACCUCGGCACCGCCGCGACGCGCUACGUGCACCAGUUCCACCACCUCCACCCCGACCUCCAGCUGCAGCAACAGCAGCAGCAGAACAGCUACGUCAACGCCAAGCAGCAGCAGCACGAUCCCGCCGACAACAACGACAACAACGGCAACUACGGCGGCAACGGUAACUACGGCGGCGGUGGCGAAAACAACGACGGCGGGUCAUCGUCGUCCGGCCCCGCCGGCGAUGGAGGCGGCGGCGGCGGCCACGGUGACAUAGUGGCUCGCCGUCCACGCGGCCGCCCGCCGGGUUCAAAGAACAAGCCGAAGCCACCGGUGAUCAUCACGCGGGAGAGCGCCAACACGCUGCGCGCCCACAUCCUGGAGGUCGGGAGCGGCUGCGACGUGUUCGAGUGCAUCUCCACGUACGCGUGCCGGCGGCAGCGCGGUGUGUGCGUGCUCAGCGGCAGCGGCGUGGUGACCAACGUGACGCUGCGGCAGCCGUCGGCGCCGGCUGGAUCCGUGGUCACGCUGCACGGCAGGUUCGAGAUCCUGUCACUCUCGGGCUCCUUCCUCCCGCCACCAGCUCCACCCGGCGCCACAAGCCUCACCAUAUUCCUCGCGGGAGGGCAGGGCCAGGUUGUCGGCGGCAACGUCGUGGGCGCGCUCUAUGCCGCGGGCCCCGUUAUUGUGAUCGCAGCCUCCUUCGCCAACGUCGCCUACGAGCGCCUCCCGCUCGAGGACGAGCAAGAGGCCCAGGCUGCGGCGGCUGCCGCGGGGAUGCAGAUGCAGCAGCCGGGUGAUACCGAUGCCGCGGGCGGCAUGGGCGGGGGUGGCGUGCCGUUCCCUCCCGACCCGUCGGCAGCUGGGCUGCCGUUCUUCAACCAGCUUCCUCUCGGCAACAUGGGUGGAGGCGGUGCUGGGUCGCAGCUCCCACCCGGCGCCGACGGCCACGGAUGGGGCGGCGGACGGCCGCAGUUCUGACAGACUGGUGCUUGCUGGGAGAGAUCGAUUGAUGUAAUUGCUGUCAGAGGAGGAGAGAAGGCGACAUGGCACAAGAAACAAAAUGAGCAACCACAAGGGUUCAGGGCAGUUUGCAAAAGGUUAGCGCCAGGCAUGAACAACCCAAGGAUACCAUCUAUCUACUGAACAAUUUCUACAUCUCUGUACAAUUUCGUAGUAUUUUGCCGAUCUAUUUCCUGGUUAUGCUGUUCUCUCUCUACUUGUUCUGUUUUCUUCUUCGUUUUCUUUUACUUUCUUUUCUUGUCUCUCCUGAACCUUAAUUGUGGCAUGUGUAACCUUCUCGAUCUUGAUUUUCAAUAUGGCUUUUAAAUAAGUAUCCCUCAAUUCUUCCGAGUA